AUGUUAUCUUCUAUUCUCUUUUCUGGAGUUCUCCUCUUGGCAACUGCAUUGGCUGAUUGCAGCCGCGAGAUGCUCAAGAAUGCUACCGACGCAUACAUCUCAGCACAAAGCAGUGGCCAUAGCACUGCAAUGGCAACAUCACUCUCUCCAAAUAUAUCAUACACCGAGAACGAGAAGCCCGUGGAUAUCAAGACCGGUGUCUUGACUCGAUCCUUGAAAAUCGACCUCAACCGAACCAUCCACGAUACCAUAGCUUGCGGAACCUGGACUGAGCUAAUCGUCACCGAUCCCACACAUCCAUAUGUGAUACAGACUCGCAUGCUCUUCAACGACAGUAAGAUCACGACCAUGGAGUCGAUCGUUACCCAGAAAGGGGACUGGGCAUUCAAUGCCACGGGAUAUUUGUACUGGGACUCGAUGGAGAAAUGGGAUCCUAUCCCAGCCGAAAAACGAGACACCAGAGCUGUAAUCCAAGCUGCAGGUGACGCGUACUUCGAUCGAUUCGACAACAUCAAUGUCACCGUCCCUUUUGGCACACCUUGUGCUCGACUCGAAGGAGGCGCAUAUACUGGUGCCAACAACUUGACUGCAAAUACCUGUUAUCUCGGUCUUCCAUCAACAACUAAGGUCACGAACAGACGUUAUAUCGUUGAUGAGACAAUGGGCGUUGUUAGUAUGUUCUUGGGUUUCCCAGGACUCGAUCGUUCACAGGGAAUGGCUCCGAUGCCUGACGGACAUACUUUCAGAGUUGAAGGAGGGAAGAUCAAGUAUAUUCAUACGGUGUCAUCGUGUGUGCAGGCUGGUUGUGGAGUCAAUGGAACUGGUCCACCAUCGAUGUAA
Molecule: messenger RNA, 840 nt
Organism: Mollisia scopiformis
Lineage: Eukaryota; Fungi; Ascomycota; Leotiomycetes; Helotiales; Mollisiaceae
Exons: 1
Coding region: 1-840 (279 amino acids)
Source: RefSeq, a predicted model, not a curated record